AUGGGACAGGGUCAGCACCAGCCCUUCUUUUCUGGCCCACUACCAUUAGACGGAUAUGGGUUUGGUUUUGAUCUAUCUGGGCCAUUGAGUUUAGGCACCUGGGAUGAAGCCAUGCUGUUGAGUCCUAGCUCAUGGCCCACCGACAACGGGUCUUUCGCGACCAUGAAUACACAUGCCGACCCUGCGUCGCAAUCUAUCCACCAACUCCCGCACACUCAUAGGUCUUCAAGCCAGAUUUUGGGAGCCAAUUCUGCUGUAAGCAACGGAGCGCGCGAAUUGCCAGAGCGCAGACCACACCAACCUGAUCCAGCUUCAACUUCACCUUUCUCGACCGAGGAUGUCCCGAAUGGACCGAACGAAGACUAUCUCUUGCAUACAUUUCUUCAGAUGCUCAUGCCACCUAUCCUUACGCCGGUGGAGAUUGGCCCAAAGUGGGCAUCUACCCGCGCCUUCUUUGCCACUCUGGCUGCAGAGUCACCUACCGUCAAGAGUGCCAUCAUAGCGUUCGCCGCGAUGCAAAUGCAGCGUAGCGGGCUAGGUAGCGAUAUGGUCAAGGCAGAUUGGAGGCCUUUGUAUGACAUCGCAACUAGACAGGUAUCAGGCCGCCUUGCAAAGACUCGAGCGGUUGAAGAUAGUGAUCUUAGGCACAUGCUCGCCGCUCUUUUCUUGCUUACCUAUACCGACCUCCUUACAGAAAUGCUGCCACGAGCCCACGCCAACUUACGAGAAGCUUACAUGCUCAUAAAAGGUGCGGAUAAGCUUAAGUUCUCCGUCCCAGAACGCCGACUCAUCUCCUGGUUGCGUCUUCUCGAUGCACGUGCUAUAUCAACGGCAGGUGGUGAAGGACUCUUUUUGGCUGAUACUGAUGAGACCAUCUUCGAUGCAUCACCAGCUGCCAAUACUGGGUCAGAGCCGGACACGUCAGACACUGAGAUUGAGGAAAUUCUGUUUGACGUGUUAUAUCACCCCGGAAUUAUCUUCUAUCAGAAGGUGCAGUCUUUCGCUGGCCGCAUCGCACGCAUUGACCCCUGGCAUCGUACACGCGGCACUGUUCAGGACGAGACAGAAGUGAUGGCUAUUGCAGCACAGAUUUCCAAGGACUUGCAUGCGCUUUACGGUCAGCGACCGGCAUUGAUGGAUCAUGCGGUCGCUGGAAAUCUCACUGAGAAACAUCUGGCCAAGAACCUAGCAGGUGCACUCACUCGAAGUCUUCGCACAUAUCUCGCCAACUACCACGCCUCGUUCAUACACUUACACCGCGUCGCGUAUGUGCAGUACCCCAAGACCAGGGAUGUCAUAAGCGCCAUCGCAAGUAUAAAGCGCCUAACCCGUUUGAUGGCGCAGGCCGACGAGUCGCUACCAGUCAACGUCCUAUGGCCUCUACUCAUGUGGGGUUGUGAAGAGGACGACAACGAAGAGAGACGAUGGAUCAUUGAAGCAAUUCGCAGUCUCGAGAGUAUCGCCACCAAUGCCAAGGCUACCGCCGAUCUUCUAGAAGAAGUCCAAAGGAGGCAAGAUGAAGGAAAGCGAAGGGUCGACGUGCGUCUUGUCAGCCAUGACGGUGACGAAGAGGAGUACGAAGCUGCGCCGGAACGCGAAGCGAAUUCCGAAAGCACACCCAACGAUCUCGAUGUUGCCUCGAAAUCCCGGCAGACAGACCAACGUUUGAACAGAGGUUCCAGCGAGAGCCAGCUGGCGUCGUCAUAUCGUGACCUGAACCCGUUUGCGACUGUUCCGAUUCCAGAAUUCGAUGAUAGUAGCGAUUUGCCGUCUAUUCAUGACGUUCUCAAUACUCACAUCCCACCAUCCUUAGUUAACGUCAAUAAUGGUGGCAGUAACAGUACAUCGCAAAGCACUCGAGCCGUCUCUUCAAUAAAUCAACUAGCGAACACAAGCCACUGGCAAGCAAGCCCCGGAUCACUUCAACGUUUGUCGCAGUCCCCAAAUCUGUCAAAGAAGAGCCCUUUCGGGUCGAUCAACAACAACCAGUCUCCUUACAACUCUACGGCUUUUAGUCCUUCAUCAGUGCCAACACUUAAAUGGCCCGUGAACAACGCGUAUGAAGCCCGGCUUCUCCAUCAUUACCUCUUCUUCUGUACUGAUUGGAUCGAUGUAUGUGACUCACGGCAACACUUCAGUACCGAGGUACCAAAGCGUGCAGUCCAUUUUCCUGUCAUAUUAAAUGGCAUACUGGGUCUUGCCGCAAGACACUGCUGGCUGAUGGGCAAAGUUGUGGAAGACUUGUCGCAGCCAUAUGUAGAUCAGUGCUUACAAGCACUGAUUGUGGCGCUCGAGGAUCCGCUUGCGCAUUGGGAUGAGAACUUCCUUAUCGCCGUUAUUCUGCUUCGCCUUCACGAGGAGAUGGGCGAUACCGACGAACACUGCCACCACCUUGGUACCGCCCGUAUACUGAACAGUAUCUCGUCCUUUGCCGCGGACGGUGGCCUCCGCGAGUCGGCAUCCUGGGUGUCUCUCCGCCAACACAUCUACGUCUCCCUGACGACCCAAAAACCCCUCAAUCUUAGCCUCGAGAACUACCGGCACUCCGCUGUUUUCAGCGAGUUUGACGACGAAAGCUGGGCGAACCGUAUCAUAUUCCUCUUUGCCGUCGUUCUGCAAACAGUAUUUGGAGGCAGCAACAACGGCAGUGAAAACGUCAGUCGAGAAACAUGGAAAGAUUUGAGCGACGAAGUAGAUGAGUGGGAGCGGACAAAACCUUGGACGUUUUCUCCCUUUUACAUCGAGUCCGAUGCGGGUGACAAGUUCGAAGGGAUACUACCACCUUUGCAAGAUACUGCUGACUAUAUACUCGCCUAA
Molecule: messenger RNA, 2817 nt
Organism: Alternaria atra
Lineage: Eukaryota; Fungi; Ascomycota; Dothideomycetes; Pleosporales; Pleosporaceae
Exons: 4
Coding region: 1-2817 (938 amino acids)
Biological process (GO): positive regulation of transcription by RNA polymerase II
Cellular component (GO): nucleus
Molecular function (GO): DNA-binding transcription factor activity; transcription cis-regulatory region binding
Source: RefSeq, a predicted model, not a curated record